AUGACGUAUUCUACAGAGUCUCCGUGCCCAUUUGAAGUAUACAUAUGCUUUGAAAGGAUUACUUUGUUGGCUCCUACCCCCACUGAGUGUUUACAACAGCAGCUGUGGAUUUAUGAGACCAGUUGGUGGAUUAUAAAUGAUGUUCAAGUAACUUUUAUCUUUUCAUGUGGUGUUGCGGUUAUGUCGAGAAUUGGGGACGGAUGUGCUUUGGUGUUAUUGGAGAACCACUCACUCAGGAGUUCACUAAUGAUCUGGGGAUCAUCAUAA
Molecule: messenger RNA, 267 nt
Organism: Trichobilharzia regenti
Lineage: Eukaryota; Metazoa; Platyhelminthes; Trematoda; Strigeidida; Schistosomatidae
Source: the annotation of a GenBank genome assembly